AAUCGAUUAAUAAAUCACUAAUAAAUCGACUAAUAAAUCGAUUUGUUUAAGUUAAUUGGAAUAAAUUGGAAAAAUGCCGAGCAGUAAGACAAGGGUAGCAAUCGUCGGAGGUGGGGUUGCUGGACUCGUCGUGGCCAGACACAUCUCAUCCAGACCACAGGAGUUCGAUCUGACUCUGUUCGAACAAACCGAUGGCGUUGGUGGCACCUGGGUCUACACCGACGCCACCGAGCUCGACAAAAAUGGGCUCGAGGUGCACAGCAGCAUGUACAAAAAUUUGCGAACGAAUUUACCAAAAGAGAUCAUGCAGAUACCAGAUUUCCCGUUUCGGGAGGAGGAUGGGCCUUCGUUUGUCCACCAUAGUGUUAUCAGGCAGUAUUUAGAGGACUACACGCAGCAUUUCAAUCUUUAUCCUCACAUAAAGUUCAACACUCUGGUGACACGCGUUGAGCCAUCGACGUCACUGGGCGGUCAGACAAUCUACAUGAUCACUUAUGAGGAUCUUAUCAGCAAAGUUCAAUACACCAAGACCUUUGACGUUGUCGUAUUAUGCAAUGGGCAUUACACCGUUGGUGCUGUACCUAGGAUCAAGGGGAGUGAUACAUUUCCCGGGAAUUGUAUUCACAGCCAUCAGUACAGAAUUCCGGAGAAAUAUGCCGGAAGAAAAGUCUGCAUACUUGGGGCCUCGUGGUCGGGGAUCGACAUCGCUAUUGAGGUCUCCAAACACGCGAGUAAGAUCUACUUGAGCCACAACCAAGAGAGUUUGGAUGCAGUGAUGCCGGCCAAUGUCGAGCAGAGGCCAGGGAUUGCCUCGAUCGACGGUAACACCUUCAUUUUCAACGAUGGAACGACCGCGGAUGUCGAUGACUUCAUCUACUGCACUGGCUACAAAUUCACGUACCCAUUCCUGUCCGACAAAAUCGAACUUCUGACUGAGGAGAAUCACGUGGAGCCCAUCUACAAGCACCUGAUCCACACAGAAAUGCCGAAUUUAUUCUUCAUGGGACUCCCCGGAAUCGUCAUUCCCUUCCCAAUGUUCCAUAUUCAGGCCCAGUACAUCCUGAAGAUCCUGCAGGGUCAUCUCAAACUCCCCUCGCCAGAGGAAAUGCGGAUGGAUUUCAUGCGGGAGAAACAGAUGCUCUUGGAUCAAGGAAUUCCAGUUCGACAUAUCAAUAAAAUGAAAGAUCGACAAUGGUCAUACUACGACGAGAUAGCAACAGCAGCGAACGUCCCAUCGUUUCCUCCAGUAGUUAAAAAAAUCUACGACCACGCGAAUCAGAUGCGAGAGCUGAACUUCACGACGUACAAGAACUAUCAAUACAAAAUCCUCGAUAAGGAAAACUUCAGUUUCUGUUACUGUAAAAUUUGUUAGGGUCUAACCCGCAAUGAUAACGAAAUAAUUAUUGCAAUAAUCGCUAGUUGUAAUUCUUGACUAAUA
Diachasma alloeum is the source of this 1438-nucleotide messenger RNA. Its product is annotated as flavin-containing monooxygenase FMO GS-OX-like 2. Lineage: Eukaryota; Metazoa; Arthropoda; Insecta; Hymenoptera; Braconidae. The record is from RefSeq and is a predicted model, not a curated record. Bases 74 to 1372 code for a protein of 432 amino acids. Gene Ontology annotation, molecular function: NADP binding; N,N-dimethylaniline monooxygenase activity; flavin adenine dinucleotide binding. The transcript has 6 exons.